This is a messenger RNA of Dicentrarchus labrax (European seabass), 3936 nucleotides long. RefSeq names its product receptor-type tyrosine-protein phosphatase V. The transcript is spliced from 11 exons. The coding region runs from base 251 to 1375 and encodes 374 amino acids. The record is from RefSeq and is a predicted model, not a curated record. Lineage: Eukaryota; Metazoa; Chordata; Actinopteri; Moronidae. Gene Ontology annotation, biological process: protein dephosphorylation. Gene Ontology annotation, molecular function: protein tyrosine phosphatase activity.
CUCCCUAGAGAGAGAGAGAGAGAGAGAGAGAGAGAGAGACUGGGCGAGAGAGAGAGAGGUAUGAUUAAAACCAGACAACUUAAGAGCAGUGUUGUCCUUUACUCUUUCUCUUCAGCUUGUGGCAGACUUAAAUCAUUCAACAGAGGCCUGUUUGGAAAGCAUCAGCAGUGAAAUUAUCCUGUCAUCAAUCAACACCUUGAGUCCCAGCUAAACUGAUAUUUAAAGUACGAGGCUGGCCACAAGAAAAGACAUGAGGGUUCAAGCUGUCUCUAGAGCGCAAAUUCUAGAAGAGUUUCGUUUCCGAUGCCUGGAACUUGCAGCCAAUGACAACAGAGGCUUUAAACAGGAGUUUGAGGAGCUCAAUGAUGUUGGCAAAGACCUCCCGACGAGAGCGGGGGACUUGGAGGCCAACAGAGAAAAGAACAGAUACCCCUACAUAUUGCCAUAUGACCACUGUCGAGUGAGGCUGUCCAUUCAAAACUCCCAUCCACACACUGACUACAUCAACGCAAAUUUUGUGCCUGGGGGAGGAUCAGAAAGAGACUUCAUCUGCACCCAGGGUCCUUUGCACCACACCAUGGCCGACUUCUGGAGGAUGGUGUGGGAGCAAAACAUCAGGAUAAUCGUCAUGGUGACAGCUCUGAGACACAAGGGCAUAGUGCUGUGUGACAAGUAUUGGCCUCUGGAACGAGGGACAGUUUAUCACGGACUGAUCCAAGUGACGACAGUGACCCGUAAACAAGGUCCAGAUUAUUUUAUCACCACCAUUAACCUCAGACAGAGAGAUUGCCCAACAGACAGGAUAAUCACACACUACUACUACCCUUCCUGGCCGGAUCGGGGCGUCCCUAAAAACGUAUCCUCACUCUGUGCCUUCACUGAGCAUGUGCGGCAGAAUUUAGAAGCCAUUCCUCGCCUGGGGCCGGCUGUGGUGCACUGCAGUGCAGGUGUUGGGCGGUCAGGGACAUUUGUGGCAUUGUUGUGGCUGAUGCAGCUGUGCGUGAGGGGCAUCCGGCCUGAUAUCCGGGCUGCUGUGGAGGAUCUGCGGUUACAUCGAAUGUGGAUGGUCCAGAAUCUGGAGCAGUACAUGUUUGUUCAUCAGUGUCUGCUACAUUGGCUCAGUGGAGGAACCUCAGCAUGCAGCCAACAAACUCAGGGAGCCAGUUCAGAUAUUAACCACCACAUUCAGGAUCGACCCCACAGCUCCUCAGCACGGGGGAACCGAGCAGGGAGGAGGAGACAUCACCAUAAUCGACAGACACCUCCGUCAGACCAACAACAAAACACAUUGCAGCAGAUUUUACACCCUGGGAACCUAUUGAGGAGGAUUCUGCCUUCCUCAUCGAUGUUUAAUUCAGGCUCACACACCUCCUGAGCUCAAAUACUAUAAAGCCGAUAAUACAAAAAACAAGCAAGACACUGCUGGUGGGUAGUAAAAAAAAAAAAAAAAAAAAGCCCUCAUACAGCACCUGAGAAGGAAGGGGAAUAACUGUAGAAAUAAUGCAGUGUAUGCUGUAUGACAACAGGCCCUGCAGGCAGAAAACUGGCCUGACAACAUGCAAAUAAGUGCUGGUUUAAAAAAAAUAAAAAAAAACAGACGCAGCAGUUUGUAUUGUUGCCAUAAAGGAAUAUUAAGGAAAGAACCAGCUGUUCAGGUCAAACCUGUUCCUCUACUGUGGAUUACUUAGUGUGAGAUUCAUAAGAACAAUGAUGACGCUGCCACCUGUGCGUGCAGACAGUGCUAGGGGUAAUACUUAGAACCCUGUUAAUCCAAAAUGUUGACAGUGUACUACCAAAUAUGUUUGGACAAUUCAUUGUUUCUUUACCCUUUGUGUGCCUCCAUUACUGAUGAAGUGAUGUUGUGGGAUGACUUUUAUUUAGGGUUUUCUUUUUUGAAAAAAUCAUUGUGCAUCAUUUUAUAUCACACAAUGCAGUCAGUACUUAAGGAUGCAUGUGCAGAAUUGAUAGCAGACUUGCUAGAAAGGCAGACACAUGGUAUAGUGGCUGUACAAAAAAGGUCAUGUUUCAAAAACACACAGGCACUGCCAUUCUCCUUAGAUGACUGAAACCCAUUACAGUACAUGAAGGAGCUAUGAGUAUUAUACAUUAUAGAACAUUAAGGGCUAACCCACUUUUUUUUUUUUUUAAAGAGUCUUUCAUCUGUCAUGUAAUAAACAUGUAUGAUACAAUAGAUCCCUCUCCAGGUGAGUUUUGGGGUUGGUGAUGGACAGAAGAGAGUAAGGAGGAUCCAGCAGCAAUCAGCAUCCUUCGCCCUCCGUCUGUAAGUGCUAGUGGCUGCGGGCUGAGUGGCGACACUGUAUUGCAAUAAUGUCUAUGUCCUGAUGCGAUUCGUUUGCUGCUGAGCUAGUCCAACAGAGGGUGCUACAGCCCAAGCAGCAUCCACCAACAAGCGAGUAGUCUCCAGAGUUAGGGGUGUUUCCAAGUGCACUCAGCUCAGGAACAGACGAGAGUGAAAUACAAAGAAAGAGGGAGAAUUCACACAACUUGAAAAAUUUGCUUUUAGCCUAUGUUUGGCUACUUAAUGCAGUCUUAAUACCAGUGAGGUAUUCACUGUGAGACUUAACCAAGGCAGAUAGAGCAAUGAAGAGGGAUGUCUAUGAAAAGCAGCAUAGCACAGGCCAACCCCAGUGAAAAUAUAUAUGAAAUAUAUUACAGAUUAAAAGAAAAACGGGAAAGAAAAUUAACAAUUGUUCCAGACUAUUGGUAAGGAGAACCAACAGUUAAAAUAACAUUUAAAUUAGAGUUCAGGUCCAAUAAAAAGAUUAGACACUACAUCCUUUGGCCAAACAAAAAGAAUAAAAACACGUGGUAAGGUUGAGAGAUUGCCUCAGUAAGACAAAUAAUUAUCUGUAUCGGUUGUAUGUGUAUGUACAGUCCUUGUGUGUAAGAUAUGCUGACACAUAAUGAAUAUAAACAUAUACAUGCCACCCUUAAAGACCACAAGAGGGUGUGAGAGAAUAGAAAACUACUGAUAAUGAGCAAUCAAAAGGCUGGGUGAAGAGAAAGAGGAAGAGUCUAGUCCAUUUAUUGUUCUCCUUCGGUCCAACUAGUGCACGCCCUCUGACAUGUUAAUGGCUUCCUGGAUUUCGCGGACGACGAGGAUGCGGGCAAGCAUCUGCUCCAGCUGUUCUUUUGGGAUUGGUUGAGUCGAGUACCAGAUGGGGCUGUUCGGAGCCACCACGGGCUCUGGUGUCAGGUAGAAGGUGUCAUUGCGACCUUUAGCGCUCUGCGGACUGACAGAGACACACAGUGUGAGCACGUUGUUAGGGUACACAGUAACAGAUACAGUUCUAGCCUUCCUCAGCAUACAAUACAAUUUAAUUAAAUUCUCUUUUUCUGCAACUAAGGGGGAGGAUUAGUGGAUGGUGUGCUUUCAUAUUAAAUGUCUCUGCCAUUUAAUGCCUGAGUGAACAAUAUUGAACUUAAAGGAAAAUUCAGUAUAUCUUUUUAUUUUAUUUUUAAAACCAGGCUUAGUCUUCUUGUGUAGAGCAUUGUUUCCUCAGGGCUGCAACAAUUAUUUUUUAUUAAGGAUACAUCUGUGGGUUAUAUUCCCUGUUUAUCAUUCAAAAGCAGCAAGUUUUCACAAUGGAAAAUAACUAAUGAAUGUCUAGCAUUUUUAAAACAAAAACUAAAUUAAGACCAUGGUGCUUAUAAAAAAAAGUGCAGUUGUGUUUACUUCAUAUGAGCAAAUUCUUGCACUUUUGUAAGCACUGCAAGUUGGUGCGGUGUAGUAUUAUGUACUGUUUAUUUCUGUAUUGUUUUUCCUUCUGCCUGUGUCUACAACAUUGCCUAUACCAUCACUGAUGUUGGGUACCUGCCAAUUGUAGACUAAAUAUAUUAAAUAUGAUUAUGUUCAAUUUUGUGCCAACACUGCAAAUUUCCCUUUGGGAUAACAAAAUAAAUUAAAAUCACUCA